Messenger RNA from Sphaerodactylus townsendi, 2301 nucleotides. It is a transcript of the gene RNF180, whose product is annotated as ring finger protein 180. Lineage: Eukaryota; Metazoa; Chordata; Lepidosauria; Squamata; Sphaerodactylidae. Gene Ontology annotation, molecular function: ubiquitin conjugating enzyme binding; ubiquitin protein ligase activity; metal ion binding. Gene Ontology annotation, biological process: positive regulation of proteasomal ubiquitin-dependent protein catabolic process; norepinephrine metabolic process; serotonin metabolic process. Gene Ontology annotation, cellular component: endoplasmic reticulum membrane. The transcript is spliced from 6 exons. The record is from RefSeq and is a predicted model, not a curated record. Bases 71 to 1651 code for a protein of 526 amino acids.
GCGCCACCAGCCUUGCUGGCGCGCGAAGCCACGCAGAAGCAGAUAUAUAAUUAAAGUAACCAAAGUUGCGAUGAACCAUCCAAAACGAGUUGACAUGCUUCAUUGCUGGAAGUGCAGAAAAUAUGUAGCUAGUGCUGAUAGCCUCAUGAAAGAACAAACCACAGAUUUAUUUAAAGCAGAAUGGACAACUGGAAAACUGAACUGCCCAUUCUGUGAGGCCCACCCGGGGGGCUUUAACUUUGCCCAUCAUACAAAAUGCUCCUGUGGCUGGUGUACAAAUAUCCAUCUCUUCAAGAAGCAAACUGAAUCCCAGACAGCUAGUCCGGUUACACUAAAACACUUGUCACUUUGUAAAGCUCGGCCUGGUUUUAACAAGGAAAUGUGGCAGACAGGUGGGACUUCUGGAGACAGAAAUCAAGAACUUUCAUCCAUGGCCAAAAAUAACUCCAGCGCUGGAAGAUUAAUGGAAGCACUUUGCCUAGAGGUGAGAUCAACCAGCUUUGAGAUGAAUAGUAAAAAAUUACACUUCAAAGUGUCUUAUCCAAAAACAAGCUUUUCCGUUUCACCGGCUGUGAAUGACAGAUGCACUGUAAGAGCUUUUCAUAGAAAAUCACAGAGUUUGGAUCUGAACUUCAGAGAGAAGCUUGUUUUCCUGCCUACUUUAUAUGGAACUUCUACUACGCAGAGACCCUUUUUCUCCAGGCGAUGUGGAACACAGCCCUUUCACACAAAGGGUUGCAUACAAUUAAAGUCCAACAGCACACAUAAUUAUUUUCACUGCCCGCUUAAAUCAGAUGUUGGUGAGCUUCCAACAUGUUUCUCAGUCACUUCGUAUAGUGUAUUUAAACAAGAGACUGAGCUUAGGAGCAGUCUAGAAGCUUCCAAACACUAUCUUGAGAAUGCAACUGCUGACCAGUGUUCAUUCCUGUCUUCAUCAGCGAGCACUUCAAAAGAUUAUGUUGGACAGCAGCACAUUACACCUCUUAGCCUCCUUCACCCCUUGUCAACUGUGGAGCAAAAGUUAAAUAGAAGGAAAAGAAUCAGAUUGAACAGUUUGAGGAGAAAACAAAGUUGGAAAGAGAGGUGGCGACAGAAGCAGGCUAUGAAUGAUAACCUGAAACCCGAAGAAGAGCAUGAACACAGAAGAGAGAAAGAAAGCUACCUCUGUGCAGUAUGCCUGGAUGUUUAUUAUAAUCCUCAUAUGUGCUACCCCUGCCACCAUAUCUUCUGUGAACCUUGCCUGCGUACCCUUGCCAAAGAUAACCCAACCAACACUCCGUGUCCUCUGUGUCGCACUAUAAUUGCCCAAGUCUAUUUUCAAUCAGAACUGAACCAUUCCACAAAAGCUCGCUUUCCUAUGGAAUACUUGAAAUUAAAGGAAAUUUUUCAAGAAUCAAGUUUAGCAAACUGGCCUCUCCCAAGCUGCAAGAAAGCAUUGAGAGUUAUUGAAGGUUUUCAGAGGAGCACAGAUUCUUUUACACGAAGGCAUUUCCCUCACGCUGCACACAGGAUGGAUUAUAUGGACUUUGAGGAUGAUAGCCGAGGAUGGUGGUUUGACAUGGACAUGGUGAUAAUCUACAUUUAUUCUAUCAACUGGGUCAUCGGGUUCAUUGUCUUUUGUUUCCUCUGCUAUUUCUUCUUUCCCUUUUAAGAUCUUGCAUUUUCUUUUCUUUUUAUUUCACUUGUCUUGUAAGCGGACAAAUGUACCAAGACAGAAAGAACGCAUGAAAGUUGAGGCUUGCUGUGUAAAAAUGACUGAACUAUAUAGCAAGCAUAACUCAGUAUCCCUUUUUCUAACCACUUUAAUUUUCCAUUGUAGGUAGACCUGAGUAUUUGAACUUUGCUCAAACUGUGGUGUGAAGAAUCACUUCCGUGUAGAAAAGAAUUGUCAGAUUAUUUUAUUACGAUGAUUACUUAAAGUGGCACAUGGUUUGCUGACCUGCCCUUUUUGUUAUUGGUAAAGCAGAAGCGGUCAUGCAUAUUCAUCAAUCAAUGGCUUCAUCAUCAAAAAUAUGAAUCAGCUACACACAGUUUUUUUCAUAUCAUUUUAAACAAUGUUUUCUAUGUAGGCUAUUCACCUGUGCGUGCAUGAGUCAACAAGUGAUGACAUUAGCUAUUAAGUGAUGGCUUUGCAUGUGUGAAUCUGCCCAACGAUUGGUUUGCCAGCACCUGAGUGCUUCCUUUUUAUUGUGUUAGCUCAGAUUCAUAAAUGCAUGCAGAAUUAUGAGGAAUUGCACAUGUGAAUGAGCCAUCCCAGAGCAGCCACCUAGCCAGGAGCAUUGCCUCAGAUACAAAUCUGUU